This is a messenger RNA of Aureobasidium namibiae CBS 147.97, 762 nucleotides long. RefSeq lists its product as uncharacterized. The transcript has 5 exons. Lineage: Eukaryota; Fungi; Ascomycota; Dothideomycetes; Dothideales; Saccotheciaceae. The record is from RefSeq and is a predicted model, not a curated record. The coding region runs from base 1 to 762 and encodes 253 amino acids.
AUGACAGGUGCCAUUCAGAAUCGCAGCAACGGCUCAUACCUUUUGUCUUCGAGUAACAAGGGAAGAAACGGUGGUAGAAAGAGAGUCUGGUUGCUGGUAACAACAUCACUUAUCGCCUCGAGUGUCUCGGGGACCUCAUCAUUCUCCUUUCACACUCAUCGUGUCUUUCGUUUACGGCAGGCUCUUGAUCUCAUCUAUGAAUCUGGGUCUGAGAUCAUCGUUCGACGAGCGAACCUAGAGUUCAAGGUCGUCGAUUCUGGUCAGAGAAACGAGCAGUGGUCCUACUUUAACUCGAUGCCUAACACAGCGAACACUGCGACUGUCUCACAAAGAAUCACAUUGAACGUGUAUUGUCUCGAGAAGUGGGACAAAGAAAAGUCUACCAAAGGACUUGAGUGUCUCGAGAAAUCAUCACCCUCCUCCUUUUCGGCCACAUCCGCCUUCAGGACGAGCAUUGUCAACAAGCCUUCUCCUGUUGACCGAAGAACUACUUCUGACACUGCAAGCACAGCUGACAUUGUGACUACUCCUGUGGCUACUGACCUUUCCCAGUCCGCUGACCUCGCUGUUCAGCGGUGCCCAAACUUCCAGCACGACGAAGACGCGCAAAUGUACAACAUCCGGCACAAGAUCAAGACCUUCCUCUAUUGCGGAGAGGGAGAAGAAGAAAGACCUGCGCUCGAUAUUUCCACUCUUGAGACUCGCAACGACCACUUUGACGUGCUCAAGGACCUGAACCCCCGUUAUCACACAACUGGCUGA